UUCGAAGAAAAUCACAUUCAUUAGGUAGCGCGAAGCGUCAUUUGCAAACAAGUGCACUGAUUCGUAGAAGGGAAGCGUACUACGGGGGGCAAGUUCAGCAUAAUCUGUCUUCAAAUUUUGCGUUACGUUCCCGGUUACGCUUUGUGGCAGCUCUGACCGCGUUGUUGCUCCCGUGAACAUUCCUAACGGGCCACAUGUGCAUCUGGUGCGUGGUUCCAUGCAAGAAUUUCAUUGAUACUCGCCUGAAGGAUAAUUCACUAGCAGUCUGUUGGAGGAGGUAGGAGACACCCGCCAGUUGAUUUAUGCUCUCCUCGCCACAUGUCUUACAGUCCAACUGCGAGCUAGCGUUUGAAGUAUAUACUUUUGUACCUGUAUGCCACAAUUUAGACGAGAGCCGCAUCAUCCUCAAUUUAUCCGCUGAGAAAGCGUCAUCAGCAGGGCAAGAAUUUUGAUUGGAUUACAUUGACUUAAAAGUUCAAACAGUGACCAUAGUUGGUAUUAAAUGAGCUGUGCCUAACAGAGGCAAAAUAAUUCAUUCCUGUAUCUUCAGUUCUAAGUAUGACAUAAAUUUUGUGCCAUUGGUGCUGGCGCUGGGAUAACAAACGAUCGACAACAGGUGAUGUCAACGUCAAACGAUCGCGACGAACUAAUGAAAUGCCAGUCCGACGGUAUCGUGUCGGAAUCAACAUUUAAUCUCCUUACGUUCUCGGUAGCGUCGGAAUGCCAUGACCUUUGCCUAGCCGAACAACAUGUCUCCUCGGAUAAAAAUAUCGAAAAUGUUAACGACGGAAUUCGAAAUGACAACCAAAGCAGGACGGUGAACGCACGCCGUAGGUGGAAACUGUUGGCAAAGGCCCUGCGACAUGAUUCUAGCGAGGACGAUCAAAUACUAAAAUUCAACCUUAUCGAACUGGACCGUGCUUGCGAUGAGAAAGAUGAAAAUAUUUUUGUGUAUAGGUUAGCCGACCGGUACCGGUUGAAAAUUCGACUGAUUGGAGAGAGACCCUGGACAGCUACAGAACUGAUGGGGUUCAACAAUACUGGUAACAUUUGCGUGUGGCCUUCGGAAGAAGCUUUAGCAUACUAUGUACUGUCACGAUUAAACAUAUUUGAAAACGCCAACGUCCUCGAGUUGGGUGGCGGAAUGACUUGCCUGGCUGGAUUGAUACUGGCGAAAUAUGGCAACCCUGCGUUUGUUCACGUGACCGAUGGGAAUGAUUUGUCAGUCAAAAACGUAGAGAAAUCGCUUCCUCUGAACAAAUUCAACUGCACAAUAAAAACAUCCGUCCUGAAGUGGGAAUCUGCUAGUAAUAAUCAAAUGUCUUACGAUUCCGAUCGUUCUCGGUAUCAAUUUAUCCUGUCGGCAGACUGCCUGUUUUUCGACGAGUCGCGAUCGCAUCUGAUCGACACUAUCUGGAUGUUUCUCGCUGACAACGGAGUUGCACUCAUAACUGCACCGCGCCGAGGUCAUACCUUGGUCCAUUUUCUCGAUGAAUGCGUCGCGAAAGGUUUUUAUUACGAUUUGAUGCAUUGCUACAAUGAAGCGAUUUGGAACAAACAUCUGGAGCUAAUCCAAACCGAUGGAUACGACGAAAACAUCCAUUACCCGGUGUUGGUGAGAAUGUACAAGAAAAAAAUUUGAUUUGCGUCACGGUUGAUAUUUUCGUCCAAGUGCAUCUUUAUUCGCAAUUCCAAAGCAAUACAAAUUGAACACGUUGGAUCGUUUGCGUUUUGCCAACUCAAAGAUUGGCACAAUGACCAGGUCCAUGUUCUGCCGUGAAAGUGUGUGGAAGGUGAAUAGUAGAUAUUAAACUGUAUGCUUGAAUAGUCUGCCUAUAUUUCUAGUCAAUUCACGGGUGAGUCGUUGAGGCAUUAAUUUUAAAGGUUAUUUUUAUUGUCAAGCAUCCGCAUCCGUUGAGCUGCAUUAGGUUAAGUGUCAGGAGAAAGAGCACGGAAAUUUCCGCAGUGUAAUGUAGAAUUUCACACCGACUGAACCCUUUGUUCCUGAAAUGACCAAUGACACGUUAAAAUAGUUAUCAAGGUAUAUAUGGCGGAAGCGUAGCAUUGUAAAAGCCUUAGAAUAGUUGGUACAUAUAAUUGUGAAAUAGUUAAAAAUUUCAACAUUUAUCACAUUUCCAGAGAGAACAGACAACCAUGCUAGAAGAAAGUUUCUUUGUAAAGCAUACAAGUGAAAAUUCAAUAAAAAUCGAUUUUGCAUGCAAGUUAUUUUGCGUUUAAAACAUUAUUGUAUGCAAGCUGUACCACUAAUGCCCAUAAGCGGAAAAAGGAACUUUUAGAAAUGAGAGUGAAUUUUUUACUCACACGAAAAUUUCAUAUGGAUGUCUGUUAUCUGUGAUUUAACUCCCCACUAAGAGUGCAUGUGUGCAUUGAGCUAUACUACACCGGUGUAGUACUGACUACACUUGCUCAAAUGUAAGUGUAAUCAGAAUUUGAAGCAUCCGUUUCUGUGUCAGUGUUGCAAACAAAUGUUUCGUAUAUUUUUACAUCUUAGUAGAAGGCAAAAUUCCGAAAACCUUCUGAUUUUUUUUAUUCAGACUCUGAAGAAGCCUACAAUUAAACGCGUUGGCGGUUUAGUGCGUAGGUUGCUGGUCGUACAAGCCAGUUUAUGUAUGCUAGAGCCCUGACCGUCAUGCAAUGUUUCUGUACGGAAUUAGGAAUCAACUGGAAAGUCUGUUGAAGCUUAAGCUUUACAAAAGGAAUGUAAUACCAAUAAUUGGACACGAAAUACGUAUCUGUACAGGUUAGAAAGAAAAAAUAGUAGAAUUAAAAGAACGGAUUUGUCGAAUUGUUGAUCAUCAAAAGUUUUAUAGGUUUAUUUUCAAUUGUCUCUGAAAAUUUGAUACUCGGAAAUUAGUGACGUAAAAAUGCCCAAGCUCAGUUAAUGAAGCAAGUGCCAGUUAAUAAUACAUAACCGGGUAUAGUAGAAUGUAAGGCGAUUAGGAAUCUUGAGAUUGAAAACGAUUUUUUAACAACAGGUUAACGAUUCAUGUCACAAUAAGAUUUCAGUUCUAAGCUCGAAUUAGUUUUCAAAUAAUCAAUAUUCAAUAGUUAAAAGGUGUAUAAGAUUGAUUUUAAAUUCAGACGGAAUAAGCAAAAAUAAUUCGUUAUAAUAAACAAGUUCUUUUCUUUAACGGGAUGUAAAUGAAACGUUAAAACUCUUAACAUUUGGAGCAAAUAAAGAAAUUUCAUCACAUCAAAUAACACGUCUAAGGUUUUAGAUAAUAAUGCUCUUAUAUUUAUACUUUUAUAUCGCGGACCCGAAACCCGACAAAAUUCUUGAACCGACUCGUACAAGUUUAAAAUCAAUAACCGACCCCGAACUGCACCCGUCGGGUUCGUAUUCGAUUUUUGGGUACAAAUACCCGAGACUGGUCUGAAAAGUCUUCUAGUGUGCAGAUCACAAUUUAGGAAUGACUGGAUUUGAAAGACCAAUGCAUUAUUACAGUCUAUCAGAAAAAAAGACCGGCGGAGGUAUUUUUUGGAGCCAGAUUAAGGUGUGAUUUAAAGUCUUAAAAUGGUCUUUUAAUGACCAUGUGACCGUUCAUCUGAACUUUAGUUUGUAAAUAUCGGUCACGCCGAUUUGACGAAAGUGACUAAGUAGUUUGAAAUUGAAAUUUUUUCCCUAAUCAGAAUGUAAUUCCCGAAUCCGAAAAUUGGAUUUAAGUAAAAUUCAGAAGUAUGGGACUACAAGACCUUUCAUUUGAAUCUAAGUUUGCUAAAUUGGUUCAGCCAUCUCUGAGAAAAGUUAGUGAACAUGUUUUCAUUUCUUUAAUACAUAGCGCUCUGUAAUUCCGGAAUUUAUUUGAAUCUAAGUUUGUUAAAAUCAGUCCAGUUAUCUCUGAGAAAAGUGAGUACACUAAAAUUUUACAUACUUAUACACACAUACCGACAUUUUACGUACACGACGAACUGAGUCGAAUGGUAUAUGAAACUCGGCCCUCGGUUAAAAAAUUAAAGGAAAAUGCUAACGUUAAUGUUUUCGAAAAAUCAUCAUUCUAUUUAAAACGAUAUUGUGAAUGAGUUGAUAUUUAUUUUUUAAUGUUCCAUUCUACGGCAGUAGAAAAAACUGGUUUUGCUUUCCUCGAAAAUUUCCUAAGAUCGUAAAGUGCCGUUGAACCUGCCGAUUUGAGUUAAAUGAAAAAUGACCGUUUCUUCUCGAGUGAAGUAAGAAUUAUGUUCGUGAUUCUUCAUGAUUUGAUAUACUAUAUUUCCAAUGUUUUACAUAAUUGACCAGUGAAUAUCGAGUAUACAAGCUAAUCAAAAUCCACUUUCUAAUUGAAAACGAUUCCAUAAAGAGUAAGUUAAUAGUUGUUUCAGUUAUUCAUGCAAAUGCUGUUGGAUAAAAUUUAAACGAAGUAAAAACCGGAGUGAAAUGACAUAAUAAAAAUAAAAUUGAAACAAGUCUUGUAUUGCAAAAUCGAAAUACACUGAAGUCUUUUAUUAUGCGAAUUUACGUACCGCAUAA
Messenger RNA from Malaya genurostris, 4486 nucleotides. Its product is annotated as calmodulin-lysine N-methyltransferase. Gene Ontology annotation, molecular function: calmodulin-lysine N-methyltransferase activity. The record is from RefSeq and is a predicted model, not a curated record. Gene Ontology annotation, cellular component: cytoplasm. Lineage: Eukaryota; Metazoa; Arthropoda; Insecta; Diptera; Culicidae. The transcript is spliced from 2 exons. Bases 620 to 1642 code for a protein of 340 amino acids.